AUGCUCAGUGCCGUGAUCUCAUUUAACUUUGAUUUCCUCUUUUUUUUCCAGGACCUGAUCUUCCUCAGGUCCGAUUUCCAAACUAUUCCCCAAACUCUGGAGCACAGCGCAGACAAGACACGCAGCGAUGACUGUGGGGAGAAGAGAAAACCUGAAGCCUCAGCACUGAAUGUGAAACAGAACCUUCGCCUGCUAAAGUUUGUGUAA
Molecule: messenger RNA, 207 nt
Organism: Knipowitschia caucasica
Lineage: Eukaryota; Metazoa; Chordata; Actinopteri; Gobiiformes; Gobiidae
Source: the annotation of a GenBank genome assembly